AUGGCUAAGGAAGUUACCGACAUCAAGGAAUUCUUGGAAUUGACCAGAAGAGCCGACGUUAAGUCUGCCACCGUCAAGGUGAACAAGAAGUUGAGCAAGACUGGUAAGGCUUUCAGACAAACCAAAUUCAAGGUUAGAGGUUCCAGAUACCUUUACACCUUGACCGUCAACGACGCUGGUAAGGCUAAGAAGUUGGUUCAAUCUUUGCCACCAACUUUGAAGGUUAACAAAUUGUAA
This is a messenger RNA of Lachancea mirantina, 237 nucleotides long. The record is from the annotation of a GenBank genome assembly. Lineage: Eukaryota; Fungi; Ascomycota; Saccharomycetes; Saccharomycetales; Saccharomycetaceae.